GGAGAGACGCCGUUUCCGGGGAGGGGAGGCUCGGAAGAAAAGUGAGGACGCAUGCGCAGGGGCUACGCGACCCGGGAGGCCUCGGGAGUAGCGGCCCAGUGCCUUGUGGGAGAUGUAGUUCUUCAGGUGCGGACGCCGCGUCGCUGGGCCGGCGGAGGACUCGGUUUCCCAGAAGGCCGAGCGCGGCGCAAGAUGGAGCCGGCCCGACCGCGCCGAUCCGCCCGCUGCAGUUGAGCAGCUGACCGGAGCCGGACUGAGGCCAGCACGCCUUUGCCAGCACUUCCCCCACCAGCACUCCAGUGUCCGCACAGACAUCCAUCAGACAACGGAGGUGAGCGGGCUUUCAGGGGACAGGGCUCUCUGUCCCUUGCCUUGUAGAACCUAGUUCUUCCUGUGGGUCCUGCCGCCGGCCCAGGGACAGUGGGUCUACAGGAGGGACCUCUCCUAAGUGCCUGCGAUCCUCAGAAACGAACUUCUUGGGCUGUCUGGUCUGGGUGUGGUGUGCCCUGGGACACAUGUCUGAGGCAGGGGCAGGAGAGGCCCUGGAAGCCGAGCAAGGGACAGAGGACAACGCUCUGCCUUCUGACGCUGUCUCUCUCAGCGACUCAGACUCUGAUUUCAGCCUGCCUGCCGGUGCUGAGAUGGAAGCUCUGUCCCCAGGGGUGCUGCCUGGGGAGGCCCAGGGGGACUCAGACCCUGAUGAGUCUCCUUUGCCUCCGAGGGGCCUCCCCACGGCCUCAGUGCAGCCGUUCCACCUGAGGGGCACGAGCUCCACCUUCUCCUGGCGGAGCCACAACAUCUUUGACUGCCUGGAGGGCGCAGCCAGGCAGGUUCUGCCCUCUGUGGCCCAGACUGGCCCGGGUGACGAUGGGGGCUUCCUGCGCCCACUGGCACCCUCAAGCCAGCCUCCAGGAGAGGGCCCAGGCAGGGCCGGUCAGAGCCCUGCCCCCACAAAGUUGCCGCCCGUCCCUGACUAUGUGGCCCACCCUGAGCGCUGGACCAAGUACAGCCUGGAAAACGUGGCCGAGGUCAGCGAGCAGAGCAACCGGGCCACUGCUCUGGCCUUCCUGGGCUCCUCGAGCCUGGCUGCCCCCAGUGACUACAUGCCCUCUUUCAACCAGGAUCCCUCCAGCUGUGGGGAGGGAAGAGUCAUCUUUACCAAACCCGCCCGAGCUGGCGAGGCCAGGCCUGAGAGGAAGAGGGCCCUAAGGAAGGCUGGAGAGCCGGGAAGGGCUGCGCCUGGGAACCUGGGCGCCGCAGGGAGCGAGGGCCCUGUGGAGCUGGCCCACCUGGCCGGGCCUGGGAGCCCCGAGGCUGAGGAGUGGAGCAGCCCCCACGGGGGCCUUCAGGAAGUGGGUGUGCUGCAGGCCGCUGCCCACGCUGGGUCAGCGGCAAGGCCCCCAGUGGUGGAGACUGUUGGCUUCCAUGGCAGCAGGAAACGGAACAGAGACCAUUUCCGGAACAAGAACAGCAGCCCGGAGGCCCCAGGUGCUGAGAUCUAAGAGAAGAGACUGACCAGGCUGGCGGAGGAGGGCAGCCAGGGCCACUGGCCACUUGGGGUGGAGCGCAGCUCGGGGCCCCAGCCCCUCGGGAAGGGAGCCAGCGGACUGCCAGUCGGAGGUGCCGGCAGCCUGGGCUGAGGCUCAGGGUAGUGGUCUCUGAAGCAGACCGCUUGCCAGUGGAUGGCAAAAACCCUGCCUGCCACGUGCCCGUGGGGCAACAGUAAAGGUUUGGGGUAUUCCUUCGG
Messenger RNA from Callorhinus ursinus (northern fur seal), 1747 nucleotides. RefSeq names its product tumor suppressing subtransferable candidate 4 (gene TSSC4). The record is from RefSeq and is a predicted model, not a curated record. NCBI's taxonomy places the organism in Eukaryota, Metazoa, Chordata, Mammalia, Carnivora, Otariidae.